AUGGACAAAUUAAAUGAAGCAACCGAACAACUGCGUCAAUUAGAAACCCAAACAAGAGCACUGAAAUCCGAAAUUGAUGAUAAGAAUAAAGAAUUACGUGAACUUGAAAAGAAGAGGCCUUCUAAAUAUAACAAGACAGUAGAAGGCAAAUCCAGUGAUCGUUUAUUAGCCGCUCAACUUCAUCACUCUCAAAAUCAAGUUCGCUUAUUGAAAUCUACCAUGGAACAGUUUUUAAGAAUGGGCGUUUUUAAUGAUGAUUUGAACUCAUCUAACCAUAUGACUUCUCCUACAACUCCUGGAAAUAAAUCCUCUACCACUCAUACCCCCUCUGAAGAAAAGCCCAACACUGCGACUGCGGCUGCUUCAGUUGGCACUACUGCUACUGCGGCGACUGCGGCUGGUGCUUAUCCUGCCAUAUCCAGAUCUAGAAAAUCAUUGGUUCCCACAGAAAUUACUGAAGCCAAGACCACCAAGACCCCACAACAAAAAAAACUAACUGCUCCUCUUGAAGAAUGUACAGAAGAAUUGGAUGCUCAAUUGCGAGAGUUGCUAAGAGAAAAAGAACUCCUUCAAGCGGAAUACAGUAAAGCCCCUUCCAGUGGAGGAAAUGCGCUUGUCAGAAGACGCAGAGAAGAAUUAGAAUCCCGGUUAGAUACCGUUGAUUCUCAAAUGUGUCGUAUAAAGUUGAAAAUGCGUAGCCGUAAUAUCCUCUAA
Molecule: messenger RNA, 714 nt
Organism: Mucor mucedo
Lineage: Eukaryota; Fungi; Mucoromycota; Mucoromycetes; Mucorales; Mucoraceae
Exons: 3
Coding region: 1-714 (237 amino acids)
Source: RefSeq, a predicted model, not a curated record